Gossypium arboreum is the source of this 366-nucleotide messenger RNA. RefSeq lists its product as uncharacterized. NCBI's taxonomy places the organism in Eukaryota, Viridiplantae, Streptophyta, Magnoliopsida, Malvales, Malvaceae. Bases 1 to 366 code for a protein of 121 amino acids. The transcript has a single exon. The record is from RefSeq and is a predicted model, not a curated record.
AUGGGAAUUAACCAUUUCAUCUUUGCACUUAUCUCCCUCACUUGUCUCUUCUCCUUCUCAGCCUCUACCAAUGCACCUCUACCCUUUUCCAAUGCUUCUAGCCCUGCUUCUUCAGAACUUCAUGGUAUGAUUGAGGACAUGUCUGAACCGCCAUCUCCAUUUGCAUUUGAUGGUACAACGUUGGAAAGUAUUGAUGAUGUAUUAAGCAUAUUACCUGGUAGCGUCGACCCUGCCCUUCAGAAAAUUUGUGGGAACACCGAUCAUCCCGUUGAAUGUAUAAUAGCAACUAUACCGUUCCUAGAUGAGAAAACUCCUAUUGAGCCUCUUUCUGUCCUUAAAGUUGGGAUUGAAACAAUGGAUAACUAG